Messenger RNA from Rhipicephalus microplus (southern cattle tick), 1466 nucleotides. RefSeq lists its product as uncharacterized. Gene Ontology annotation, cellular component: plasma membrane. The record is from RefSeq and is a predicted model, not a curated record. NCBI's taxonomy places the organism in Eukaryota, Metazoa, Arthropoda, Arachnida, Ixodida, Ixodidae.
AAACUCGUUUGCCCUCGCUUUCGGCACGGCGGAGCAGUUGCGGCGCUGGGCUUCGGUGACGAGCAUUCCCUACGCGGGCCGCCGCAUCUCCGCGCCGCCAGUGAUGUUUUGGUUUCGGUGAGACACGCGCUCCGCGCCGGCAGCACGCUCCCGCGGCAAUGGGAUUUUUACGAACGACGGCCAACGUCUUCUUCUUCCUGCUAUCUUUCGUCACCUUCUUCAUGGGCGUGGUUGUGCUCGGUUACAUGCUCUGGGUCCUGGCCACCACAGAGAACAGGAGGUUCAUCGACGGCGUCCUGGUGUUCACCUACGUUCACCUGGGAGUAGGAGCUGCGUGGUUCCUCACAGGUAUGUGUGGCUGGAUCGGGUCGUACAAGAAAGGCGGCCUCGGCAUGAAACUGUUCCUGUUCCUCGCCGUUGUCAUGGUAGCGGCGGAAAUAGGUGGCAUCGUUGCCCUCAGCAUACUCAAAAUAAAGAUGGUGGACAUCUUAAAGUCCGGCUGGAUAGAAGUGAACGAGCCCACGAAAAACUUCAUCCAGGACAGGCUGGACUGCUGCGGCUUCAGCGGCCCCAAAGAGUUCGCCACCACAAACAGCCACAUAGACGAGACCUGUUAUCGGUUAGUGGGCGAGACGGAGGAUGUCUCUAUCAAAGAGAUCCGCCGGAUCAAAAGGGCGGGCUGCAAAGAGAGGCUGGUGGAUUUCUUCUACAAGCACAAGAUCAUUUGGAUAUCUUCGCUCGGCGUCGUCCUACUGCUACAGGUGACGGCGAUACUACUGUCAGUGUACCUCAUCAACGCCAAGAAGAGAGAGCUACGCGAGAACUCCUUCAGCUCGCUCACCCACCGAUCCUACACCACAGGAUACUGACAGCGGCCGCCGGCGCCGGAACAGGAAGUGCUUGUCUGGCUGUGACGAUUGGAAGCUAGUACGUCACCUACGACGACACAGAGGGACGCCGGACGAUCCCUACAGGAGGAGCCAUGAGUACCGGAGCACAGCAGUUCAAGGCACCGACAGUGUUCUAGUGAACUUAGCGUGACGUGCUGUAGAAAACGAGUCAUACGCUUGAACAUUGACACGGACUUUUUUAACUAUCAGCAAGGACGUUUAGCGUUUUGACGUAGGUGCAAAAGCCACAUCGUUGAUGAUUCCGGUGCCGAAAUGUCAGUCAUGGAAAGCAGUAUAGCGUCGUGAUUGACGUAUGAAAGUGUUAGCGAUUGUUACGGCUUUGUCAUAGAGGAUCGUGUCACGCGAUUUUGCUUGCAGUCGUGAGCGCAUAGAUUUAAGUUUACACGAAAAAUGCGAGGUUGGGUGUUCCCGUGACCGCAUCUGCCCCUUGAAGACUUUGGAGCGAUGGUCACAAUCUGUGAGGGAGUUAAUUCAGGCACGUUUCACACUUGCAAGUGCAGAACCCUAGCAUGAUUUAUGCCUAAACAGAGUAAAUGCGUGCUCUAAGAGAAAAAA